AUGAUACAUGUUGGAGUAUCAGGGCUUGCGAAAUGUUUGACACUAGAAAUGCAAGCACAUAAGAAAGGAUAUCAACGUUUAGACUACUAUGAUACCUGUCCGGCAGGCCACGUAUGUCCUGCUGAGGGAGCUAACAGACUGCACACAAAGUUAAAUGUUGAGCGACUAUGCAAAGAUUUCAAUGAUGCCUGUUCACAAGACGACAACACACAGGCUGUUCCAUCUAAAGAUGCGGGAAGGUACUUGUGUGAGUACAUAUAUUACACAUCACUGAGCAUAGACAACAGCUGUACAUUGUUUGUACACGUGCCGGAUAUGGAGGUGUACUCUUCGCAGCAGACGGCGCGAGGCCUAGAACGCAUCCUGGCUCUAUGCCUCGAACAACUGCGCAAGACGGACACUGAUGUGGACAUUAAUGAAAAAUUGAAAGAUGUCACCUUGGAGAAAGACAACAGAAUAUGUACUAAAUGCAUUGGCCCUAAAAGCUGGGACACAAAAUAUCAGGCAGGAAGCAGACAGGCACCGCCUUAA
Molecule: messenger RNA, 531 nt
Organism: Chilo suppressalis (striped riceborer)
Lineage: Eukaryota; Metazoa; Arthropoda; Insecta; Lepidoptera; Crambidae
Source: the annotation of a GenBank genome assembly